Molecule: messenger RNA, 1149 nt
Organism: Perkinsus marinus ATCC 50983
Lineage: Eukaryota; Perkinsozoa; Perkinsida; Perkinsidae
Product: hydroxyproline-rich glycoprotein DZ-HRGP, putative
Exons: 13
Coding region: 1-1149 (382 amino acids)
Biological process (GO): regulation of DNA-templated transcription; nuclear-transcribed mRNA poly(A) tail shortening
Cellular component (GO): nucleus; CCR4-NOT core complex; P-body
Source: RefSeq, a predicted model, not a curated record
AUGUCUGCCAGUCGGAAAUUACAGGCGACCAUUGACGUGACUUUGAAAAAAGUCGACGAGGGUAUUGACGAAUUUCAACAGGUGUGGCGAAAAGUUGAGGAAAGUCAAAACCAAAACCAACGGGAGAAAAAUCAAAUUGAUUUGAAAAAGGAGAUAAAAAAAUUACAGCGGUUUAGAGAGGACAUUAUGAAGUGGAUUAAUGGAACGGAAGUCAAGGACAAAGGAAAGCUGACAGAAAGUCGACGAAAAAUAGAGGUGGAAAUGGAACGCUUCAAGGAGUUUGAAAGAGAGAGUAAAACGAAGCCUUUCAGCUUCAUGGGUCUACAAGCUCAGGACAGAUUGGACCCAGCAGAACAGAAACGGAUGGAAACUAGAAGUCGUUUGGAGGAAUAUGUGGAUCAGUUGAAGCAACAAAAUGAUGAAUAUACGGCUGAAAUUGAAAAGAUUGUCGGAGAGGGCGGACGAGAAAAAGGAAAAAAGAAGAAGUCCAAAAGCUCCAAGUUGUCCUCAGCUGACUCCACGCGGGUUGCGGAAUUGAAAAUAUGGAUCGCUCGUCACCAGUGGCACCAGGCCAAGUUGGAACAGUUGAUACGGAAACUAGAUAAUGAGGAGGAUGUUGAUUACGAUGAGUUGGAAAUUACUGAGCAAGCACUAGAUUACUACCUAGAGGAGCACGAGAAUCCCGACUAUUAUCAUGAUGAAGAACUUUACGCGAAUCACAAUUUGGACGAUAACCGUAUCAAUGCUUAUACGAAGCCGAUCGAUGUGGAGGAGAGUGACAACGUUGAUGAGGGGCCGACAGACAGUCAGGAGUCUCAGGAGAGUUCUGAUGAUGAUGGCAAAACUAAAAAGCCGGCCAAGGAAGUUCCUCUGUCGGCUGGGGCUAAGGCAAUGCAGAAGGCUCUAGCGGCUAAGGCGGCUGGGGAGCAACCCCCUUGCAAGAUGCCCCCACGCCCGAGUCUGCCGGCUUUACCGUCAAUAUCGCCUCCCGCUCCGCCGAGCCCGCCAGGGCUUCCUCAGUAUCCUCCACCUCCACUGGGAGAUGAUGUGACGCCGAUUGGCGGUAAGAUUGGGUACAACUUCUACAUCCUCCUCCCCAUCAACAACAGCCCAAGCCGCAUCAGCGAUCCCACCAGGCCUGAAGCGUAG